This is a messenger RNA of Paraglomus brasilianum, 2046 nucleotides long. The record is from the annotation of a GenBank genome assembly. NCBI's taxonomy places the organism in Eukaryota, Fungi, Glomeromycota, Glomeromycetes, Paraglomerales, Paraglomeraceae.
AUGCAAAAAGUCUAUACAGUAGCCGUUGGCGAACCAGCCGUUGGCGAGGGUCGUGUAUUUCGCUCCAUUCAUUCUCCCAACGAACUGACGACCAGACCGCUGCCCGAAAUAAAAACAAUGUAUGAUGUUACCCAAUACGCCGCAAAAACCUAUGAAACCAAAAAAGCAAUCGGAUAUAGAACAUUAACACAGAUGGUCGAGGAGGAAAAAGAAGUCACAAAGAUAAUCAAUGGAGUAGAAAAGAAGGAGAAAAAAAUGUGGAAGUAUUUUCAAUUGUCUGGAUACACUUGGCUCAGUUACGCCGAAGUCGCCGAUACCGUGAAAUUUAUUGGGGGAGGAUUGCGUCGUCUUGGUUUGGAAAAGGGAUCAAAUAUCGCUAUAUACGCGUCUACGAGUGCCAAUUGGAUGUUAAUGGCUCAUGGCUGCUUCACGCAGAGUUGUACUAUCGUCACUGCCUACGACACGCUGGGAGAAGAUGGCCUGCUACACUCCAUGAACGAGUCAGAAGUGGCUGCAAUAUUCACAAAUGCAGAUCUCCUUCCGGUUAUCCAGAACGUCGCUGGCAAAUGCCCGACUCUCAAGCAUGUGAUCUAUGAUGGUGAACCAAAAUCUGCAGUUUUGGACAAACUAAGAAAUACUUACACAGCCUUGAGAUUCUCUUCGUUUGACGAACUCAUAAGUCUUGGGAGAGAGUUCGGCGUUGAACCGAUUCCCCCAACCCCAAAUGAUUUAUGCUGCAUUAUGUAUACGUCGGGGAGCACUGGGAAUCCCAAGGGCGUAAUGCUGUCCCACGCGAAUAUUAUCGCAACUAUCGCCGGCGCCACCAAAGCGCUUAAGCAACAUAUCAAUGAUGAUGAUCUCUUUCUCGCUUACCUACCCUUAGCACACGUUCUCGAAUUCUUUGUCGAACAAGUCUGUAUUUUCAACGGCAUCACUCUGGGCUAUGGAUCUGUACGCACUCUUACAGAUGCGUCGGUACGCAACUGUUUGGGAGACAUUCGCGAAUUGCGACCGACAAUCAUGACUGGCGUACCGGCUGUAUGGGAAUCAAUCCGUAAAGGUAUACUGACCAAGGUUCAUGCAAGCAGCAACACGGCACAGAAAGUAUUCAAUGCGGCUUACAAAGCCAAGGAGUGGUUGGUUCAGAAGCGUAUGCCAACUACUUUGUUGGAUACUGUCGUGUUUGACAAGAUUAAGCAGCAGACUGGUGGAAGGUUGCGUUUUGCAAUAUCGGGAGGGGCUCCGAUUUCACGAGAGACGCAAGAGUUCUUGUCAAUCACUUUGUGUCCUGUCCUUCAAGGCUAUGGAAUGACCGAAUCAUGCGGUAUGUGCACGAUUAUUACACCCGAACAGUUUACUUUCGGGUCAGUCGGCGCUCCCGUAUCAUCCACCGAGAUAAAACUUGUAGACGUACCCGAAGCCGGAUAUGCCUCUACAAAUACACCACGUCCUCAGGGCGAAAUCUGGAUCCGUGGACCUAGUAUUGCCACUGGCUAUUACAAAAACGAGCAAUUGACAAAAGAAACCUUUACAGAAGAUGGCUGGCUCCAAACUGGUGACAUUGGUGAAUGGCAUUCGGAUGGCGUUCUCUUUGUCAUCGAUCGUAAGAAGAAUCUUGUAAAGCUGUCUAAUGGUGAAUAUAUUGCUCUCGAAAAGCUAGAGUCCGUGUACAAAUCUUGUUUGUACGUGUCCAACAUCAUGGUAUAUGGCGAUUCAUUCCAGGCUCGACCUGUGGCUUUAAUAUAUCCUGUCGAACAACAACUUGUACGAUUGGCAAGAGAAAAGGGCAUUACUAAUUUAGAUUUCAAGUAUCUCUGUGAAAACGAAGAAAUCAAAGCAGUCGUACUUGAAGCUCUUCUUGCGCAAGCCAAAAAGGCAAGCUUGAAGCCAGCCGAAUUGUUGACAGCAGUGGAACUGGUUCCCGACGAAUGGACCCCACAGAAUGGACUCUUGACUGCUGCGCAAAAACUCAAGCGCAAGGAUCUUGUUACCAAGUACAAAUCGAGUAUAGACAAGUUAUAUGGCGUGAAGAGUGGUUCUAAUUAG